AUGGCUCAUCUUCCCACUCAACAACGCCAGACUGACACCUAUCUUGAAAUUCGCGGGAUAAAACGAUCACUUGAAAGACUUCGAAAAGACGAUGCCGAAGGGGUCGUUACAGGCAUCUGGAUAGCUAUUUUAGCAUCAGUUUUUAAGGCAGAACAUGAGUAUAUGAUUCGCGCCCAGGGUCUUUCCCCAGGGGGGUUACAGACCUUCUUGGUCUCCAUUUUAUCCAACAAGGAAAACAAUGUUAUGAGAAAGGAGACACAGGACUCGGCCUGGGAGGGAGCUAAAGCUCAGCUGCUGGACUACUUGCCGCAUCUUGAGCCCAAGAGAAAGCGCCCCAGAUAUGGGAUUGUGGCAGUAGGGAAAUGGGCGCAGUUUGUCCUCUUUGACGAGGAUAGUCGACAAUUGACGGCGCUUCAUGACGGGCACCUUCAUGUCGAAAGACAGUGCCAGGACAUACAGGAUUUGCUUGUGUAUGUUCGAGAGAACCAUUAA
Molecule: messenger RNA, 492 nt
Organism: Trichophyton rubrum CBS 118892
Lineage: Eukaryota; Fungi; Ascomycota; Eurotiomycetes; Onygenales; Arthrodermataceae
Exons: 3
Coding region: 1-492 (163 amino acids)
Source: RefSeq, a predicted model, not a curated record